CUUUCCUGACAAAAUUCGUGUUGUUUCGUUCUGUUUUUUGUCAAAUUUUUUUUGGUCAAAAUGUUAACAGAUAUUAUUGGGGAAUACUACCCAGUAGUCUCCGUUUCAAUCACUGUUCUCAUACUAUUGGCCCUAUUGCAUUACGGCGAUCGUGUUGCAAGUACACUAGCAAUACCUAUACUAAAAAAAACAACAAAAAAGGAAGAAGGCACCACCGUAACAGCAAUAAAAACAACAACGGCAACCGGAAGAAUGAACAACAAAAGGCGGAGAGGCGUUUCGGCCAUGCAGUACCGCAGCGCUGCCACCAGAGACAACAACGACAACAACCAACCCAGGAGCAAGAGGAGCAAAAGUUGCAUCAACAUGGGAAACUCACAAAAUCGAGCGGCAAACAGCUAUGAAAAGUCACCGCCAGGUGGCGGCAGUCUAGUGCGGAUGGGAGUGGGCGGCACCAGCGGCAUUACCCGGGAAGUGGGCGAUGUGGGUGGUGUGGGCGUGGCCCUGAUUGAACGCCGGAGCAGUCGAAUGCACGUUCUGAGCCGUUUUGUGGGACAGAAAAGGAUUCGCGAGGCAUUCCUGGCUUCACCAAAACCGAAAACCAAACCUGGCUUCACCAAAACCCGAUCGGAGGGCAGUCUGGUGGCCAGGGAUGGAAGCGGGGACUGGACCACACCGGAAGCGGAAGUGGAAGUGGAAGCGGAGCAGGGACAAUUGGAUAACGGCGCCGAACAAAUAGAUUUUCCGCCCGCCAAACCUCCGCGUUUGAAAAAGCUUAGGUCCUUGCAAUUGGAAACGGAGGAUCGUUGUAGUUUUGGCCAACUGUGUCACCUGACAAAUAAAUCUAAAGACGAUCAGGACAAUGUAUUGGAGGCCGAGUCCUUGGGGAUUCUGUCCAUUGAGGAGCAACACCAAUCGUUGCAGGAACCCCCACCGACCACCAAGCAACCUCGAAAGAGACGCAUUGCACCCCAACCCCCACCAAAGCCUCCACCGAAACCCAAGAAAAAAUCUCUAAAAAUCGAGGAGGAUAUCCACGAAAAUGAUGAUCACUGUGCGUUUAUUGAAAAGCUUUUUGCAGCAACAUCUGAAAAAGUGGCAACAGAAGCAACCAAUAUUGUUGCGGAUCCCGUCCCGGAAAUAGCCGAACCCAAACAGUAUCUAAAUGCAGCUAAGAACGACCUCGUCCGGAUUCCACAAUCAAAACGCGAUCGUCCACUGAGCGAAAUAAGUGUGACUUCAGUGGACACUUGUUCGCCGAGUACAGCCGAGGGGGUUCACGAAUUGCAGCAACGUUGUGUCAAGGAUAAGUUGGCCUGCUUGAGUAUAUCACAGGUGUACCGCUUAACCAUAGCCAAUGACCUGCAGGAGGUUGAGGAAGCCCAGCCGGCCAUAUUGCUCAGCUCGGAUCUAUUGGUAGCACCGAUUAGCCCGGCGGAGAGUUCGCCGGACGAACUAAUGGCUUUGCAGUUGGGCAAGAAGCUGGCGCAAGUCCUGGGUAGUGGCACUGGAUCACCCUUGACCCCAAGAAAUAUGGAGGGUGGAUCUGGAAAUCGCGUGGACUCACCGCUGGGAAAUGGGGAGUUAUUCAACGUCUCCAAGGCGAAAAAGGUGGAGUUGCAGAAUCUGUCAUCCAGAUUUACGGCAGCCGUCAGUCAAACGUCAGGUGUUGCAACCCCAAUCGAAUCAGGAGCGUCAGGACUUUUAGGAAAUGCUGGAGGAGCCGCGCCAUCGUCGCUGGAAACGCAAUCAACUGUUAUAAUUUCGUUUAAAUCAUCUCAAACACCUGUGCAGUCUCAAACGAAUUCUGCAGCACCGCCAGCAGUGGUACUCGCUACUGACAAUGUCGAGGAUGACACGGCGCCCCUGCCACUGCCACCGCCGCCCCCGGGCUUUGGUACACCCACCACGCCCCUUUUGUCGAGCAAUGUGCUAAAGAAGGUCGCCAGCUUCACGGUCGAGAAGUCUUCGGUGGGCAAUAGCAGUAGCUCCAAUUCGCAAUCCAAUCCCCCGAUUCUGAGUGAGGAGACAACGCUCUUGGCCACGCCGACUUCGUCGUUGGCGGCAGCAACCCUGCCGGAAGUUCCGGGGGGCGUGGCUGUGACAGGGGCAGGGGCAGCAGUAGGGGCUGGUUCGCGACGCGGCUCAUCUUAUGUACCGGAAAAGUUAAGCUUCGCUGCAUAUGAAAAGUUCGAAGGUCAAAUGCUGAUGAAAUGGAUUAUCUCAACGAUGCAAAACAACCCAAAAAGUUCGCUCCACGACUUCAACCAGGAACUAUUCUACUCGCUGGCGAUGCAGUUCUGCAAUAAUCUCAAAUAUGUCGGCGUCCUCAAGCAGAUCUCCAAUGAGCACUUGGACGGCGGAUUCAGCCCGUAUGAGAUGUACCAAUGGACGCACACGGAACAGCCGACGACAUCACUGCCCCUGACUCCCGGGAAAUUGGAUGCAGUGGCAGCUUGGCCAUUUUCGAGUACCCCAUCUGGUCUACGAAACCUGGAGGCGAUCUCUUUGAGCAAUGCGUCAGGUGCUCUUGGAGUACCAGCAAUAGCAGCGACAGCAGCAUCAUCAGCAGCAGCCGUGGCAGGUGCAGAAACCACUUCGGUAUCGGAAAAUCAAAAUACCCUCCAGCAGAUUCUGAAAAAGCGCCUCCUGAACUGCACCACUUUGGCGGAGGUCCAUGCGGUGGUUAACGAACUGCUGAGCAGUGUGGAUGAACCACCGCGGCGACCAUCCAAAAGGUGUGUGAAUUUCACGGAUGUCCUGAACGGCAGCGAAUCGACCGUCUAUGAGUACAACAAGACGGACGUUAACCUGGCAAACGUCGUGGAUGCAGGUACCCAAACGGAAGUAGGAGAUUUCGGGGAAGAGCUUAUAAACUGCAAAGGAUCGUGCAAGUGCGGGGCCGCACAGAAUGAUAGUCAGGAUUCAAAGGGCAAAGCCAACAGUGAUACAGGCAGCCAGCAAUCGACAAUCCCACAACCGCCUCCACCGCCUCCCGCUCCACUGCACUUCAAACCACCCCCACCGCCACCGCCUCCACCGCCGCCCCCUUUUUCAUUAAACGCCCCACCUCCACCUCCACCACCACCACCACCCCCUUUCAUGAUGGCAGCUCCACCUCCGCCUCCCCCGCCGCCAGGAUGUGGCGCGGGACCGCCUCCACCUCCUCCAGCACCGGGUGCCUGCGGAAUCCCGCCCCCACCACCUCCUAUGGGCGCCUCGCCCUCCAAGUCGCUGAUCUCACCCGCCCCGCUUCCAGAUCCCGCCGAAGGGAAUUGGUUCCAUCGCACAAAUACAAUGCGCAAGAGUGCUGUUAACCCGCCAAAACCCAUGCGUCCUUUAUACUGGACCCGAAUCGUGACUAGUGCCCCGCCAGUCCCACGACCCCCGUCGGUGGCCAAUUCCACCGACAGUACAGACAAUAGUGGCAGCUCACCGGAAGAACCACCUGCGGUGGAAUCUACCCCCCCUCCCACCAAGGAAAUUUGGACGGAAAUCGAGGAAACCCCUCUGGACAAUAUCGACGAAUUUACGGAGCUGUUUUCCCGCCAGGCGAUGGCACCAGUCAGCCGGCCCAAGGAAGCCAAGGUCAAGAGGGCGAAAUCGAUUAAGGUCCUCGACCAGGAGAGGUCCCGCAAUGUGGGAAUCAUUUGGAGGAGCUUGCACGUCCCGUCCAGCGAAAUCGAGCAUGCAAUAUACCACAUAGAUACGUCAGUAGUCAGUUUGGAGGCACUGCAGACCAUUAGUAAUAUUCAGGGCACCGAUGCUGAACUGCAGAUGAUCAAGGAGGCCGCCGGAGGGGACAUACCCCUCGAUCAUCCUGAGCAGUUCCUGCUGGACAUAUCGUUGAUCUCGAUGGCCAAGGAGCGGAUCUCGUGCAUUGUCUUCCAGACCGAAUUUGAGGAGUCCCUCACUCUGUUGGUCCGCAAGCUGGAGACUAUUUCCCAGCUUUCCAAGCAGCUCAUCGAAAGUGAAGACCUCAAACUCGUGUUUUCCAUCAUUUUGACUCUUGGUAAUUAUAUGAACGGUGGCAACCGCCAGCGCGGCCAGGCCGAUGGCUUUAAUCUGGAUAUUCUCGGGAAGCUCAAGGAUGUCAAGUCCAAGGAUUCGCACACCACUUUGCUCCACUUCAUAGUGCGCACGUACAUUGAGCACAGGAGAAAGGAGGGAGUGCAUCUUUUGGAGAUCCGGCUGCCGAUCCCAGAGCCAGCGGACGUGGAGAGAGCGGCGCAGUUGGAUUUCGAUGUUGUGAACACACUCAUUGAUGAGCUCGACACUAAAUUCAAGGAACACAAGAGAACCACAGCCAAAGUUCUGGCCGCCUCGCGUCCGGAUAUCCAGGAGCCCUUUAAGUCCAAAAUGGAGGAGUUCAUUGCAGGAGCUCAAGAAUCAAUGGACAAGCUCAAGCAGCUCCUCCAGGAGUGCCGCGACUUGUUCAUGAAGACGAUGAAGUUUUAUCACUUUACACCAAAAACUGGUUCUGUGACACUGGAAAAGUGCACACCCGAUCAGUUUUUCGAGUACUGGACCAACUUCACUAACGAUUUUAAAGAUAUUUGGAAGAAGAUGAUCACAGAUCUCUUAAACGAAUUGAUGAAGAAGACUAAACAAAUCGAGUCCCGUAAAAACGUCUCCACGAAAGUAGAAAAGUCCGGUCGCAUUUCUUUGAAGGAGCGAAUGCUUAUGAGACGCAGCAAAAACUGAAUACCUAAUCUAAGAAACACCACGAUGAUAUAUUUUUUAAUUGUAGUUGCUUUUUAUUCACACUAUUGCUAAGCAAAUUUCUCGUUAUAUGGAUUUUUCUCCGCUAAUUUGUUAAGUUACAAAAUUGUAUACAAAAUUUGAAUUACUUAUGUAUGUAUAUGCAAGCGUGGCGCUAAAAAUAAAUUGUCCUCGUGCUGUUGUGAUCGUA
Drosophila bipectinata is the source of this 4912-nucleotide messenger RNA. It is a transcript of the gene capu, whose product is annotated as formin protein cappuccino. NCBI's taxonomy places the organism in Eukaryota, Metazoa, Arthropoda, Insecta, Diptera, Drosophilidae. Gene Ontology annotation, molecular function: microtubule binding; actin filament binding. The record is from RefSeq and is a predicted model, not a curated record. Gene Ontology annotation, cellular component: actin filament; cytoplasm; cytoskeleton. Gene Ontology annotation, biological process: cortical actin cytoskeleton organization; actin nucleation; actin filament polymerization.